Molecule: messenger RNA, 1741 nt
Organism: Sorghum bicolor (sorghum)
Lineage: Eukaryota; Viridiplantae; Streptophyta; Magnoliopsida; Poales; Poaceae
Product: amino acid transporter ANTL1-like
Exons: 1
Coding region: 256-1587 (443 amino acids)
Cellular component (GO): plasma membrane
Source: RefSeq, a predicted model, not a curated record
UGUGCGAGCAAUCAGGCUGAGUCCGUUCAGUUAUAGCGACCACCUUUCCAAUCAGAGUCCCAGGUGUCCGACCAACGUUAGAAAGGCGUUGGAAGCUUCGUUUCAGUCAUCACUCGCUAAACAGGCAGCAGCACGACUGAGGACUGAGCUAUAUAUAUAUAGCAGACCCUCUGGGUGUUUGUUCCAUCAAAUUCAAGACUCCCAAGAUCCAUCCAUCCAACAAUCAUCUCAAGCCACACAAUCUCUCGAUCAGAAAUGGAAGGCCAGAACACUUGCGAAGCAGCAGUGUUGCCGGUGAGCACGCUCAGCGAGCCUCUCCUCGUGGGGAAAGCCGCUGACCUGGCCACCGCCGGCGACGACCUCGAGGCGCAGCUCACCUCGUACCGCGCCACCGGCGGCGCGUCCUUCUCCAGGACGUGCCUCAACCUCACCAACGCCGUCUCGGGGAUCGGGGUGCUGUCCAUGCCGUACGCGGUGGCGCAGGGCGGGUGGCUCAGCCUGCUGCUCUUCGCCCUCGUCGGCGCCGUCUGCUACUACACCGGCACACUCAUCGAGCGCUGCAUGCGCGCCGACCCUGGCGCCAUCGCCAGCUACCCGGACAUCGGCAAGUUCGCCUUCGGCGCCGCCGGCCGGAGGGCCAUCGCCUUCUUCAUGUACGUGGAGCUCUACCUCGUGGCCAUCAGCUUCCUCGUCCUCGAGGGCGACAACCUCGACAAGCUCUUCCCGGGCUCCAGCGUCCACCUCAUGGGCAUGGGCGGCGGCUACAGGCUGCAGGGGAAGCAGCUGUUCAUCGCUCUGGCCGCCGCCGUCGUGCUGCCCACCACAUGGCUCAAGAACCUUGGCGUGCUCGCCUACGUCUCGGCGGUCGGGCUCGUCGCGUCGGCGGUCCUGACGGCGUCGCUGGUCUGGGCCGGCGUGGCCGAGACCGGCGGGUUCCGCAGGAACAGCACCAGCGUCCUCAACCUCGGCGGCCUGCCGACAUCGCUGGGCCUCUACUUCGUCUGCUUCACCGGCCACGCCGUGUUCCCCACGAUCUACUCCUCCAUGAAGAACAACAGGCGCUUCUCCAAGGUGCUGCUCAUCUCGUCGGUGCUGUGCAGCGUCAACUACGGGCUGACAGCGGUCCUGGGCUACAUGAUCUACGGCGACGACGUGCAGUCGCAGGUCACGCUGAACCUGCCGUCGGGAAAGCUCUAUACCAAGGUCGCCAUCGUGACGACACUGAUCAACCCGCUGGCCAAGUACGCGCUGCUGGUCGCGCCGAUAACGGCGGCGAUCGAGGAGAGGUUCUCCCUUCCUGCUGGGAGCACGCCGGCGAGGGUGUCCAUCAGCACCGUGGUGGUCGUCAGCACGGCGGUGGUGGCCUCCACGGUGCCAUUCUUCGGCUACCUCAUGUCGUUCAUCGGCUCGUUCCUGAGCGUCAUGGCGACAGUCAUAUUUCCCUGCCUCUGCUUCCUCAAGAUCUACAGAGCCGAGGGGAUCCGUCGUGCCGAGGUCACGGCGAUCGUCGGAAUCCUGAUGAUGGGCGUGUUCGUAGCCGUCACGGGCACCUACACUUCUCUGCAGCAAAUUAUAAGCGCUUUCUAAGGAUUUAUAGUUAUAGCUAGUGCUCUGCUCUCACAAAGACUUCAUUGACGUAAAGUGCUCCAAGAAACGGAGCGUGCAAAUUUUUCAACAACUUGUACUAAGUACUAACCUUGAAUUGAUUAUGGAAUUAAUUAAUACUCCCACCGCCGUGAAA